Anneissia japonica is the source of this 4545-nucleotide messenger RNA. Its product is annotated as protein mono-ADP-ribosyltransferase PARP12-like. The coding region runs from base 4 to 2421 and encodes 805 amino acids. Gene Ontology annotation, molecular function: metal ion binding; NAD+ poly-ADP-ribosyltransferase activity. The transcript has 7 exons. The record is from RefSeq and is a predicted model, not a curated record. Lineage: Eukaryota; Metazoa; Echinodermata; Crinoidea; Comatulida; Comatulidae.
AAUAUGGCAUCUGGUGGUUAUAAAAGAAGAAGAAGCAGAGGUCGAAGAGUAGGACAUCAAACAUGUCUGACAGAUGAAACCAGGGUAAUAGAAAGAGCUCUGCGUUCACUGUGUCAAAAUGAUGGGAAACUUAGCCUUGAAAUUCUUGAAAAGAAAGUUGGUCAGUUCGAUCCUGGCCUAGGAAGUCUAGAGGAUAUCGUUUCAGACUUCCACGACCAUUUCAAGAUCAUAGACUAUGCUGAUGGUAGUGUUUUUGUUAAAGCACACACUCAGGCUAAGAUUUGCCCUUCAUACCUGAAGAAUGAUUGUGAAGAGGGUGAUGCUUGCCAGAACCUACAUUUGUGUGGUUAUUUUGCUACAGGUUCCUGCUGUUGGUUUGGUAUGAAUAAGUGCAGAAAAAGUCAUCACUUUAGAUCAGACCACAACAACCAAAUUUUGAAAGACCUUGACAUCGCUUUCCUUUCACAUGAAUGUUUGAAGACUCUCUUCCGAUUGGCCUGGCCAGAGUUCACAGUUCCUGAUUUCUGUGGUUUAUACCGAAGCCCACAUGGUUGUCAGAAACAUACCUGUAGGUUUCUACACAUAUGCAAAAACUAUGUUAUGAAUGAGUGCAGAUACAGGACACGAUGUAAGUUUUCACAUGAUAUCUGUGCAAGUGAUUCUAACGAGAGACUGCUGCAGCGCUUUAAUAUAAAUGUUAAUGACUACAGCUCAUAUGACAUUAUUCGCUUGAUCAAAGAGCGGCAUGAAGGCAUUUAUCGACCUGAUGUUGAGGUUUUGGAUAGUGAUGGAAAAGACAGUGAUGGUGAAGAGAGGGAUGGAGAUGCAAGCUGCAGUUCAGACAUUUAUGACACAAUGAUGUGUGCUUUUAAUGAGGAACUUGAAUCAGAAAACCUCUUAACUUUUACCAGACCAGCUGAACCUUCAUCAGGACAAUCAAGAAAAGCUUAUCAAAAAACAUGGAUUGAUAACUUGCAUGACUCUUAUCAACAGACAAGGGCAGUUCAAGAUAAGAAGGAAGAAAUUUGCCAAAAGUAUUUACAGGGAAGCUGCACCAGUGACUUAUUAUGCCCAAAGCAUCACUGCGAUCUUCCUUAUCAAUGGCAAAUUCAUAUCGGUGAAAAAUGGGAGAGUGUUGAUUCUUAUAAAAAUAAUGCCAUGGAAAAGAAAUACUGUGAUAUGACAGACAACGAAACUGCUUGUUUGGUUUUUGAUACCUGGGGUCGUAUGCAAAUCUCCUUUGAUGGCAUGUUUUUGUCUAAUUAUAUUAUUACCAUACCCAUACGCCGUUUGGAGGUAAAAUGUAAACCUUCUGAUGCUCACUGGAUUUCACACUGGUCAUGGUAUUGGAAGGAUGAAUGUGGUACCUGGAUUGAAUAUGCAGAACAGAAUACCAAACAGAAUGCAAGGUCUGACAAAGAAAGCUCAGAUUUUGAAACUUCGUAUGAUGCAUACAAAAACAGAAGUGGCAGUCAGACUGUCAAGUUUAAGGCUGGAAAUCAACACUAUACUUUGAACUUUGGAACUAUGGUCCAGACGAAUGAUGAAUAUCGUACCCAGAAAGAUGUUCGUCGGAGACCGUCUAAGCACAUAACAUCGGCUGAUGUUAAGAGAUACAGGGAAGAAAAACCUUGGUGCCGGUCAAAUAACAAUAAAUAUCCAAGAACCUGGAAUCGUGCAAAAUCACAUCUACUUGUAGAAGUAUCGAAGCACAGCAAUAGUGAAGAGUACAGGAAAAUACAAAAAAUGUUCCAGGCUACACUUCCAGGAGUGAAUAUUACAAAAAUUGAACGGGUUCAAAACGAAACUUGGUGGGAUUCAUUUUCCAGGCAAAAAGAAGUUAUGAUGAAAAAGAAUCCCAACAAACCAGUGGAUGAGCGUCUACUGUUUCAUGGAACUAAACCUGAAAUAGUUCAAGAUAUUUGUCGCGAUAAUUUCGACUUCCGUCUGAGUGGAACGCGAGUUGGUGCAAUUUACGGUCAAGGUGCCUAUUUUGCAAGCACAUCAAAGUAUUCUGAUUCCUAUGCAGAGGCCGACAGAUACAGCAUAAAAAAGAUGUUUGUAGCUCGAGUCCUUGUCGGAAGUUACACCACUGGGACUCGUGAUAUGCGCAGACCACCAUAUAAAAAUCCUUCAGAUAAAACAAAGGGGAUGUAUGAUUCUUGCGUCGACAACGCAAGUAAUCCAAGUAUUUUUGUGCUAUUUGAUAACCAUCAAGUAUAUCCAGAAUACGUAAUCACAUACACAUCCCCAAGUGUCAAUCAGUAUAUUGGACUAAGUACCAAUUAUACAUCAUAUGGUAGUAGCAGGCAAACAAGCUCUUACACAUCCAGUCAGGCAGCAAGAAGCACUUCCAAUCCACCGUCUUAUAAUAAUACAUACACAAGUAAUAGCAACAAUAGCUCAUGUAUUUGUAUGUAAAUCUCCUGCAACUCCCACGACUCUUCCAGAAAUCAGGACGGCCUUCGGUUUUCAUUGCUUUAUUAUCAUUUGUCUCCCGUAAGUCAGUGCCGAUGGGUAUUACAAUGAGCAGCAAAUAGAAUAAAAUGUGUUAAGAAACUUAAUUAACCAGAUCAGUGGCGAAUUCAUGAUGUUGAGGGCAAACAAACAAUUUUUUUUUUGGCCUAAUGAUGUUUUUGAAUAAAAGUAAAAUUUUAUUUUUGGCCAGUUAGCGAACCCACCACUUUGAAAAAAUAAAUAUUUCAGAAAAUUUUUUUUAUUCAUAUUUGUUGUGCCCACCACUGCCUGAAUUAUCCAAAAAUACAAUAUUUAUAUUUCUUUCUUAAUUAUAUAUAUAUUUAAAGCAUUUAUCAAUCCCAUUACUACACUCUUCUACAUUCAUCAAUAAAAUUUUAUUUUUAUUUUCUCCUCCACCUAGAUGCUUUGGGAAAAACCAUUUUGCUAAAUAAUAAGAUAACAAAAUUUUAUAUUAAUUUUUUUCCAACCUCCUCUGAUGGUCAUUAAAAAGUAAGUUUGCUAAACAAAUAUAAAAAGAGUCUCAAAAAUUGUUCUCAAAUUCUUAAAUAAUUAUAACACACUAGUCAGUGAUAUAUAAGAGACAAUAAUAAAGAUAUGUAAUAAGAUUACCAAAAUUAAACAUGUUAAAGAUUGUUGUAAAGAUAAAAAUAUUUAUAAGAUUAAUAUUUCUGAAUAUAUGUGAUUGUUUUAACAUUGUUAAUUAUACAGUACACACAAAUGCAAAUUAAAAAAAGAAAAUGAAAUGAAAAAUAAUGAUAGUAUAAUAAAAUUAAUUUUAUAAUACAGUUUAAAAGUGAUGAUAUGAAAUUGUAGCAGAGUGAAAAAGAUCAGCAAACAAAACAAAUAAAGGGGUGAUAGUAAUUAAAAUUAGAAAUGUUAGUGUAUGUAGAUUACAUUAAAUUAACAAAUUAAGUAUUAAGUUGUAAGACAUGCAUUAUAAUAAUAGGUCUAAAGUUAUUACCUAUAAGAAAGCUGCAGGGAGUAAUUUUAGUACUAAGAGUUUCUCCCAUCGAUAGAGACUUGUCCAUACACCGAGGAAAUAGAUUGACUGUUGAAUUUCUAUGAGUUCUAGAUCUUUCUGAACUACCCAUGUUUACAGUCUUCUUUGUCUGAUGUUUCUGUGUAGUCUGGUCUCACUGUUGUUUAUUGUUAUUUUAUUCCUUGUUUAUUUUGAAUGCACUGUGUACCACUUGGUGUGGUACAAAUUUCUGUAUUAACCGUAAGUUCCACUGAUGAUUAAUCUCAGAUAAGAUAGUAUAAUACAUACUCCAAGUAUUGCUAAUACAUACUCCAAGUAUCAAAUGUCACUUGAUAUUUGACCGGGAAUGUGGAAUUCAUUAAAAAUGUUUAACAAUGUGCUGUAUUUUCAAAAUGGUUUAGCAUGAAUUAAAAAACAAAUUUCUGUAUGAUUUACUGUUGUUCAUUCAUUUCAAUAUCACUUUUUCCCAAAAUAGAAACUUUUAACAAAGAAAAUUCUAUUUAAACCGUCUUGCUGCAAUCAUAGAGAAAGAAGUGCUGGAAUAAUUAAUUUAUUACAUAUAGAGUAAGUAUAUAAAUGUAAAAUGUAUAUAUAUUGUAUUUAUUCAAUAUACUUAAUUUUAUGUUGUAUAUAAUUGUGUUAUUUGAGGAGAAAAAUUAGUUCCUUCAAUAAUGUAAUCCAAAUAAUGUAAUCCAUUUUUUUUAUAUAAAUGUCACUUAAUAUUUGACUUAAAAUGUGGAAUUCAUUAAAAACGUUUAACAAUGUAUUUUCAAAAUGGUUUAGAAUGAAUUAAAAAAACAAAACAAUAAUGCCAAAGUUUACACUUCCUACUUUUAAAAAGAUUACUUGUGUGUUUGUAUACAUUUCACAGUUGUAGUAUUACCACUAAGUGUUGACAAGGUCAUCUACCGUAACUUGUCAGAGCAUGGAGGAAUUAAUUUGCUAAACUAAUUCCUCCAUGGUCAGAGUAAGGGUAUAAUGGUACCCCAAAUCAUAUCAACACAAUUCCUCUUAUCUUGUAAACUUUUAGAUAUGAGAUAUAUUUUUUUUUGCUUUCUUACAUUAAAGACUGAAAAGAUUGAAUAGUA